AUAUUUUUUUACAAAAGCAAUUUGAAUGCUAUAUUUAGAGAGCAGAUGCAUGUUUAUAGUCAUAUCUAUCACACCAGCAGGUCACCCCAAUGGAAUUUAUGGUAAUAUCAUGUUUUUAUGCUUACAAGAAACACUUCUUUUACAAUCCCAGUGGCUCAGUGGAGGGUGCUGGGUGAGUUACGUGAUCAGGAGCUUUCAGGUUUGAAUCCUGGUCAUGCUGAGUUGUCAUUGUUGGCUUGGGGGCCCACAGGGAGCUUUGCAUUGGCAAGGGAAUCCAUUAUACUAGCUAUUCAAAUGGUUCUAGAGAGCAUCCCAUAUUCAAGUACAGGCCAGAGUUAUGUUUGAAAGAGGACGUUUGAACUGUAUAUUCAUCCAUGCUGCACACACCUACUGUAGAAACACAGGCCUGUGAUUUUCCAGUCAGCCAACAUAACAGCAGCUCUAGCUAGCCCGGACCAAUUAACAUUUCUCAAACUCUGACAGGUCUGUUACCCGUGGUCACUCCUCAGUACAGGACAGGAUAUGUCAUAAGAGCACACUAGCACCCUUUCCACAGGAAACAGUGUAACCUACAUCACUGACUGUUACAUAUACGCAAACGGGAAUGUGUGGUCACUUGUGUGCUUGUUUUGUUUGAGGUUUUUUUUGAGUUUUUUUGGUGUAAAAAAGAUUUCACGAGUAAAGGCCGUGUGACAGAAUGGCUUGGUGGGAUGACGUCACCAGACCAGGAAAUAGACUCGCAGGCGAAGUACUGCAGGGGAGGACAAGAGGUGGCUGCAUACAAUGCCAGCAGACCCGGUCUCUGCAGUUGGCUGUCAAGGUGUUAUAUGGCUUCUUUGCUUUUCUUAUUAUUGCUGUUGCCGUUCUUGCAUCUUUAGUAUUCAGGAAAGUCGACUCUUUAUCAGAAGACCUCAACAGAACCGAAUCUCUUUAUGACAAAAAAGUCACUACAGUUCAGGAAAGAAUUAAAGGACUGGAUCACAAAUCCUCCAGUAACUGCACAGACUGUCAUGACAUCACCCAGUUUGGGCAGGAGAUUAAGAAGCUACAAGGAGAGUUUGAAGAGAUUCAAAAAAUGAUUUUGGUUCAAGAACAGUCCCUGGACCAAGCAGCCAAGACUCAACAAAGUCUCACUUACUCAAAUAGCAAAUUUGCUCGUGACAUCCAAAAUUAUUCAUUCUCUAUUAAGCUGAUCAACCAAUCCUUGGAAAGAUACUUGGAGCAAGUCCAUGGUUGGCAGAUCGUUAUAACUGAAACUGAUGAAUCAAUGAAAUCAUUGGUCCAGGACCAAUACGAUUUACGGGCCGCAGUUCAACAAAUCAAUUCCACAGUUGGGCUGAGCUCUUCAUGGAUCAAUGGCAUUCAGAGGAAGACGGAUGAAGAAACAUUGGUUUUACAGAAAAUUGUGACAGAAUGGCAGAAUUACAGCAAAAUACUGGGCGCUAUAAGGUCUUCCUCUGGCAAGACCAAUGAUAUGGUAAGAAGUAUUCAAAAUGGCAUUUCAACCACACUGCAACGCAUCAGUCUCAACUCUGACACCAUGCAUGACCUUGUCUUGCAAGUAAUGAACUUGCAGAUGCAGCUUGAUAACAUCUCUUCCUUUGUGGACGAGCACGAGGAAAACAUGCAAGACUUCCAUUACCAUUCAAAAUACUAUGAAAACAGAACCAGUGAGAGGUUUGAAACACUCGAGGGCCGAAUGACCUCCCAUGAAAUGGAAAUAGGUACCAUCUUCGCCAAUAUCAAUGCCACAGAUAACCAUGUGCACAGAAUGCUGAAGUACAUUGAUGAUGUGAGAGUGUCCUGCGCUGCUGGGCUGAGCACCCAUGGAGAGGAACUACAGUAUCUAAAUAAUACAAUCCAUCUGAUGAUUUACACAGCAGAUUUGUUGAGACAAAGGUACAGCCUGUUGGAUGCAAGACUAGAUUUUGAGAUAAGGAAUCUAUCAAUGGUUAUGGAAGAAAUGAAACUGGUGGACAUAAAGCAUGGACAGAUAAUCAAGAACUUCACCAUUUUGAAAGGUUUGCCAGGGCCACCAGGUCCAAAAGGAAAUAGAGGAGAAGCUGGACCCAAGGGGCCUGUUGGAUUUACAGGACGCAAAGGGGAUGUGGGGCCUUCAGGACCCCGUGGGCCACAGGGCCAGAGAGGCUAUCUUGGUCCACCAGGUCCCCCAGGAGAAGCUGGUCCUCCAGGGAUUAAAGGCAGCCCAGGCAUCAAGGGAGUAAAAGGAUCUUUAGGACAACCAGGUGCAACAGGAGAAAGCGGACAAAAGGGUGACAUGGGGCCACCAGGUCAUGAUGGACUGCCUGGUUCAAAAGGACCAUCAGGAAUACAAGGACAGACAGGUCUGCCAGGAAUUCAUGGACUUCCAGGUCCCAAAGGACAGCAAGGCCCCCCUGGACCACCCGGGCCUCCCGGGCCACCAGGAGCCCCGGCUCAAUGAGCAAUAAAACAUGAAAUUAAACACUUACAACAAUGGAGGACACCUUCCAUUAUGUUAAUAUGAAAAGGGAAACAAGAAAUACUGAAAGCCAUCUGGCAAAUAAAACUAUAAUAUAACUACUAACCAUGGGACACUGAAUUUUAGAAUUACAAAGUGGGAGAAAGAAACUAAGGAAUAACCCAUUAUGACAUAUUGUUUUGAUAAAGAAAAAGGUCAUAAUAGCUUGUUUAUCUUAAACCCAGUUUUGACUAAAUCAGGUCAUGUUGCUUAUAUUCAGUAUUGUUACACAAAAAAUAAAUCAGUACUAGUAUUGGAUUUUAGGUUUAGAACUGUACAUUUUCAUCUGUAACAUUUGUUUUAAAAGGCUGUCAUGUCUCACUCGCUUUUUAUCAAGCCUAACAAUAUUUUAGCUUAAAUAUUUGUAAGUCUUGCGCAAACUGCUACUAAUAUCAAAAGAUACACCACAACAUGUUUAACAUUUCGUAGUAUGCACAUCAUAGGAACGGACAUAAAAAGUUACUCUACAAAAAGUUUGAUCUCAUAUUACUUUAAUUUCCAUAACACCUACUAUUAAUAAUUAUGGUACUACUAUUAGUAAUUAUGGUAAUACAAGAGUUUUACGUCUAACUUUGAAAGAUCACUUAAACACUUUAUAGUUGUUUGCUUCACAUUUUGUACCAAGAACAUUGAAAGUAGAAGCUAAUUAGAGACAGUAAAAUGCUUUGCAAACAUGCCCCAUGAGGUCAAGAGAGAAUGCCUUGACUAUCACAUGAUUAAAAUACUUAGUGGACAUAUGAGAUCUGUGAACCACAAAAGAUUUUGGAAAAAAAAUAUCCUUCAUAUAGAGAUACCAAUACAUUACUAUGAGCUCCCCAAUAUAGCAAAACAAAUGCAAAAUCUAAUCAUCUAGUUUCUAGGUAAACUGUUCUGUAUGCUUGUUUAACAUUGCUAACUUCCUUUUACAAAUGUAAAAGUCAUGCAUUAAUGGAUUGUUGAUUAACUCUUAUUCUCAUCUUCCAAUAGCAUACAGUGUAUACAGCAAGUGAGCUAGAUACUCAGAGCAGGUACUCUGAAUAAAAGUAGUUAUCGAGGAAGUUACCUUUAUAUUGCUUGACCAAAGAUGACAUUUUAUAAUCAAGUAACAAACGCAUUUCAACCAACUUUAAAAUAAAUUGAAUUAAAGAAACAAAAAGGUACAGAAUUAUUUCAAGAGUCUAUGUAAAAAUCUCAGGUACUUUACUUGCCUCUCGUAUUUUAAUAUGAAGGGUAGUGAUUAGGGUCGUUUCAGAAAGUGGAGGUGCUUGGGUGCACAGGCUCUUUUUAGAAAUAAUGUUUUGGAGAUUGUAAAGCAUCUUUGUAUCAUGCCUGACUGCUCCAGUAACAAAAUGCCAAAUAUCUUUAGUAUAAGUAUAAAGCCUUUACAUUUUAACAUUUCAUAUUAAACUCCUGGUAUAUUCUUAAACUGCUAAGAGGAAAAGGGAGAACAUUCACAAAUCCAGUGAAAGGUUGGGCUGAGAGACCUAAAUCAGACCACUACUUUCAUAGACUUGCACCAUCACUCACAUGUCUGUACAAUAUGUCAUUCUUUGUUCUGGUUAAUGUUCACUAAUAUUCAAUUCACUAUGUUAAUAUUUUACCUUGAAGGUAGCUCUCACUAUACAAGUGAAUUGCUUGUUAAAACUACCCAUUAGGUACUGUAAUGCUUUUUGCACCUACUGACAUUUUUUUUUUCUACUUUUUUCAACUAUUGUACAAAGUAUCAUAGGAAAAUUUAACAUUUUUGUAAAACAAAAAAAAACAUACUACUGCAAAAUAUUGUAAGGUUAUACUGUAUGCUGUCCCUGUAUCUAUGCAACUGGCUUGCAUAAUUUAGUAAUAAAGGCAUUUAAACCUAGAAAUGUUUAUUUACUGAUUGUGAUAUUGUAUUAUUUUCACUGGCUUUAUUACAGUAUAUUCCAAAUGCAUGAACAAUAUAACAAAAAAAAAAACAUGAGGCAUUACAGAUAUCUUGAAUGUCUCAAUUACAAGUUACAUAGUACUUUUGCAAUGAAGCCCAUGUUGCAUUUCCACUGUGAAAUGCAACACACAGGCCAUGUUGUGAUUUAUAACAUUCAUCAUUGUUUUCCGUUGCCAAAACAUGGUGAUUGGCUUUUUGACUGUUAUUCUAAACUAAAAUGCCAAUAAUAAAAAAAAAGAUUGACUAAAGCGCUUUUUCUUGCAUGCUCUUUAAAUUAGUUGAUCAUCAUUGUAUUUGCCAAUAAAAAGAACUGCACUGUU
Acipenser ruthenus (sterlet) is the source of this 4720-nucleotide messenger RNA. Its product is annotated as scavenger receptor class A member 3-like. Bases 698 to 2443 code for a protein of 581 amino acids. The record is from RefSeq and is a predicted model, not a curated record. Lineage: Eukaryota; Metazoa; Chordata; Actinopteri; Acipenseriformes; Acipenseridae. The transcript has 5 exons.